Suillus discolor is the source of this 1224-nucleotide messenger RNA. RefSeq lists its product as uncharacterized. The record is from RefSeq and is a predicted model, not a curated record. The transcript is spliced from 2 exons. Lineage: Eukaryota; Fungi; Basidiomycota; Agaricomycetes; Boletales; Suillaceae. Bases 1 to 1224 code for a protein of 407 amino acids.
AUGAGCGAGGUUGACGACAGCUGCGACGAUCCUUCAACUUGUAGACCUUCUCUACCUCGCAUGAAAUCUUGUUUAAAAUCUCCUUCGCAUUCUGGCUCUGCCACCCCCGUAGAAUCUGACACGGACGAUGGCACUUGCAAGAAACAUGUCGCAUUUGGAACUGAACAAGUCUUUCAAGCUGAUGAGUGGGAUAGAACACCCACUGAAAUCUCACAACGUCUCUCAUACGAGGACGUACUUGAGCUCAAGAUGAUUCAACGUUCCCUGCCUCGUGCCCAGCAGAGUCACGACCCACUUUCAUCUAGGCCUUACUCUGGCGUAUUUCUUCGCAACGUACCAAUCCCACUCCUCCCACUAAAUCCAACAACAGUAUCGGCUUCACCGGCUUCACCACCACCAACAACAGGUUAUCCAGCGCUCGACCUUCACCCAAAUUCAAUCUUAUUCGCGUCCCCGUCAAAGCAACGCUGUAGACCGAUCCAAUCAGCAGAGCUUAAACCACAUAACAUACCAGUCCCACCUCCUCCUCUCCCUCCAUCACGCACAACUCCCUCUCCUCUCCCCAUAAUAAAGAGUAACCUCCCUCCCCGAAAACGCUUUGCUUUCAUCCCUCUUUUGGACAGCACAACUGCUGGUUCAACCCAGGACCCCUUCUCAGAACCAGAAUCAUGCUAUAACUCAGACACAGACUGCUCCCUCUUCGCAUCAGAUACUGAAUUCUCCACUCCCUCUCUCACAACUGCCUCUCUCGCCUCAAGUAGCCCACCAGGGUCUCCUGCCAAUAGCAAUACUACCAGUCCAAACCUGGAAUGCGACUAUCCAGAAGAAGCCUUUAUCCUGAACUCGGACGUGGAUGAUGCUCCUGCUGAGCAUUCCUAUUAUCCCCAUAUGCACAACUCUAUGCGUGAACCUACGCGCGAUAAAUCGAUGCCUGCCUCUGCCGGCCCAAUAUCAAAUUUCUACCCACGCCGCGCAUCAUCAGUGCCCUCUCCGAUAGACUUAGGAACGAUGGAGGUCAAGCCGUUGGAUGCACCGAUGAAGCCCAUGGGUCCACCAAGGAAGAGAUUCACGAUCCCUAUCGUAGCGCUCGCCGAGUCUCCGUCUUCAUCUUUAGGAAUGGGCGGAUGCGAGUACCCCCACUUGUGGGCUGGGAGUGAUGGACAAGGAAAUAGCCUAGGGCAGGGGAAUGGACAGAGACAAAAGAGCCCUUCGCGUUGUCAGUGA